AGAGAAGAAACCAGACAAAUAUUUACAAUUUGUGAAUAAUACCUACACAGAAAAAAUUGGAGGAGUAUACUGAGUUUGUGUAUAAUACCAUCACAGAAAAUACUCGUGGAUAAAAUAAUGUUUUUUUUGUGUGAAUAAUUACUGCAUCAAAAAUGCUUUUUCUGUGAAUAUUUUAAUUAGUUAGUCAUUAUUCUUAUUCUUUUUUGUGAUUAUUUUAAAGAUAAUUUAUUUUCUCCGUCUCCAUUAUCCAUUAUCCUUAAGGAAUUAUCGUGUAUUAGUUAUAAUCUAUUUUCUCCGUCCCCAUUGGGCUCUCUUGAUAUUUUCUCCGUCUCCAUUAACUAUUCACGAUCAAUUUCUGCUCGAUCAAUAAUAAGAAUUGAAGCUUAAAAUCAAAACAAAUGACAGAUAAAAGUAGAUGUUGAGUUGAAAAAUUAAAGAUAAUUCCUCAGUAAAGCUCAAAAAAUACAUGGAUGAUUCACCGAAUUCGUUGAAAAUGAAACACUUAGGCAACAAGACAAAGAAUAUCAAAAUAAAGGAAAUGAGCAAAGAACUACAAGAGUGUCCGUUGAAGAAAGUACAAAUUGGAAGUAUUAGAAAUUAAGAUAAGCUAUCAAGACAAAAUGGGAAAUGAUGCAACAAAUGAAGUCUAACAAUGACAGCAUUAACGUGAAAAUGGAGGAAAAAAUGAAUGAAAUUUACUUUGAAGCUUUCCAACAAAUUUCUAUAGUAGCGAGUACUCUAGAAGAAAAAGUGUAUCUGAAUAUACAAGAACAAGAAAUUUUGGAUCCAGAUUUUGAUAAUUAUGGAAUAAAAUUUGUUAAAGAAAAGAAAUACACAACAAAGGAUCUGGAAACAGAGGUUCGGAUGAUUCAAAAAAAAAAAGGAAUAAGAAAUCCAACACCAGUAAGAUUUAAAAUUACAAUACUUUAUAUCUAACAUGUUAUAUUUAUGUUGUGGAUAUUUAAUGCACACACUCUUUUAGUUAUUAAAAAGUCUCUAAUUUGUCAAUUGAUUACAACCACAGUCUUCUGAACUAAAUAAAGAAGCAGCAAGAGCAAUCAUGGGUUUCCUGAAUGACACUAUGGGUUAUUAACAAAAAAAAAAAGGGUAUACCUAUCAAAAGAGUUCGUGAAAGAGCUGAAGUUUAUUCCUUUCUUGGUUAAUAAAUUGCUGGAGCUGAAUGAAAUUGAAACAAGCACAAAUCAAAAGUUGUUAGAAGAAUUCUUUCAAGGGGCCCAUAUUUAUGCUUCUCUAUAUGAACCAUCUCUGAGUGAUGACAGUACUGAAGAAUUUUCAGAGAUAUAAAAAUCCGCUGAAAGAGCUAUCAUGACUCUCCUAGAUAACACUCUUUGUUCUUGCGAAGUAACAAAACUUGACGAUAGUGAAGUUCCAAAUUUGUGUCGUGACAAUGAUGUACAAGGCAUACAAAAGGUUGAGGUUGAGGAAGAUUCUGUCAAGAUUCAAACGGUUGGGAAAGAGGAGGAAAACAUUGAAAUCGUAACAAAUAUGAAAGUGAAAAUUGAACGAGAGCUUACCUUGAGCCAAAUACACGAAGACUGUUUUCUUCCUGAAACUUUUGUACCAGAAAACUUAUGUGGAAGAGUUCUACAAAGUCCACAAACAAGUAGCCCAACCUUUUCAUUAGGAUUUGGUUUUUCCACAAAAGAUUUUGAACAGGGUUUCGAAAUAGAGGAGGGACCAAGUGAAAUUUCAACACGAGAAAUAUCAACGAACGAACAAACAGAAAUACUUGCAGGAAGUCAAACAUCAAUGGAUGAUGAACCACUCAUUAAACGACUUGAUAGAAUUUCAAAUAAAAGGAAGCUGAUGAUAGUACCAGAAAUAGAACCAAAGGUUGCCACUCCAACAAAGGAUGUAAUUGCUCGGAUACAAAAGAUGCUGAAGAAGCCAAUUGCUGUUGAAAGUCUAGAAAAUUCUAUUGAUAAUUUAGUGGACCAUAUGCCACUGAGGAAUCUAGAAAAAUCUAUUGAUAUUUUAGUGGACCAUAUUUCUGCUUCGGUUGUUCAAAGCACAAAACCAGAAGGAUCCAUUUUUACAAAGGAAAGCAAAUUGAGUUUGAAAAGAAAAAAUGAAGACCAGGAGAGCAAAUAUAAAGGCAAAAAGGAGCGAGUACACCUAGUUUCUCCCCUGUUUCAAUUCAGAUUUCUGAUAAGGACAAAAGCAAGAUGAAGUCAAAAAUUUCCUCCACAUCCAAAACACAGUUAGCACCUGAAGUUUGCAAAAUUAAGUUGAGAUCAACUGGCAUGCAACUGAAGAAGAAUGUCAAUAAGAUCAAACUAUUUUUGCAAAUGGAGCAACACCAGCAAGAUGUUGUACCGAAGUUCUUCAAAAAAGAAACAACAACGACAUAAGAUAUUGUUUAUUAAAUUUCGUUAAGUUUUCAAUAACGAAAUUAAGUUUUCAAUAUUAUAAAAAUUGCAGGUCAAUUGCUUUUAAGGUAACUUCAAAGUUUGACGAUAAGGAUGAGCACAGAGUUUGCAUAUCAGGGAAAUGUAUCGAGGACCUCAUGUUUAAUGCAUUUUUGGACACCAGUAUCCUUAUAUACAAAGUUUAUAAUCUCAAGAAAGCAUUUUAGGACGAUACAAUCAAUAAGUACAUCAAAGUACUAUACCUGGAUGCAAAGUCUUUGGUGAGUCAUUACUGAAUUUAAUAUUUUCACAUAUUUGUGGGGAAAAACCAUCAUAAAGAUACAAAAAAAAAAUCUUCUAGUAGCAUUAGUUUUGAAAAUGAGUGAAUAAUGAAUUCAUAUCGUACUUGCUACUAAGUCAUUUUGUGAAAUUGAUUUCAGUUUUUUGUCCAACACAACGAUACCAUGCAAACAUCAUUGAAACACACAGUUACAUUACCAAUAUCAAAUAUAUGACUUCUAGUGUGAAGAAGAUCAUGAUACCAUUGUACCAUGAAGAGUUAGAUUCUACACAACAUUGGACUUUGCUGGAGUACUUUGUCCAGAAGAAAUAUUUUUUGCACUACAAUUCGUUGUCUGACCAAUCAAGAGACCACUACUAUACAAAUGCCAAAAAAGUGGCAGAUGAAAGCUUGGGAGCAAUCAACAAGUUCAUGGAGAAGGAAGGCCUAAAGAAAGUUUCUAAAGCUAUGGUCUAUGAUGCUCCAACACCACAACAAGGGCAGUCUAAUGUCUGCUUAUUGUAUGCUUGUCAUUUUAUGAAAAGACAAUUACUAAAUGAAAACCAUGAUGGAUUUCAAAGUAGCAUGGAAGAUUCAGCGCUGCUGAAAGAGAAGAUUCAUAGGAAGAGGGCGACAAUAACUUUCAAGUUACUCACUGCAACCACACCUGCAGUAAGUUGGAAAGAAGACAAUUGCAUGGAAUAAAUGCAACAAAAAACAGCUUUCAGGUUACUCAGUUAUGUUUAGAUUAUUUAUAUAUAUACAUUAAUAAGACAUCUUAUGUUCAGAUUAUCACUAUAUCUUGAAACUUAAUCUUAAAAUAAGUUCAGAUUAUUACUAUAUAUCUUCAAAGUUAAUCUUAAAAACAUGUUCAUAUGUAUGACGGUUCUAUUUUAAUCUCUGGGCUAAAUAAAACAUGUGGAUAGUUUCUGCAUAGAAUAUAUUUCUAUAUAUACCUUAAUAAGACUUCUUAGGUUCAGAUUAUCACUAUAUAUCUUGAAACUUAAUUUUAAAAUAUGUUCAG
Papaver somniferum (opium poppy) is the source of this 3673-nucleotide messenger RNA. RefSeq lists its product as uncharacterized. The coding region runs from base 1327 to 2190 and encodes 287 amino acids. The record is from RefSeq and is a predicted model, not a curated record. Lineage: Eukaryota; Viridiplantae; Streptophyta; Magnoliopsida; Ranunculales; Papaveraceae. The transcript is spliced from 8 exons.